GCACCCUGAGAUCAUGACCUGAGCCGAAGGCAGAGGCUUAACCCACUGAGCCACCCAAAUGCCCCGGGGAGAACCUAAUUUGAUCUCCCGCCAUUCCCCCGCCUCCACCCCCCCACCCCCCGGAGUGAAUCCUGUCCGGAGCUCGAGCACAAGGAGGUGCCUCAUAACGGCACCGAAACUGAACUUCUCGGCAACCGGAAAUGUCCAGGUGGCUAGGUCAACCGCUCUCUCCAACCCAAACCUCCGCAGUCCUCCAGGACCAUAGAGAGCUGCGCGGCGACCGCCCCUCUCGAAGCUCUACCCCUUUGGGGAACGGUGAGAGCGGGAUCGAAGGCUAGAGAGGCCGGAAGUGCGGCGAGCCGGGGGACGCGCUGGCCGCGUCGGCGGUGGGAAGCCUCGGUUCCUCUCCGGUUUUUCACUCGCGGCUCGGAGACAAGGGCCCCUGAAGAACCUUGGGAUGGACGAAGAGGGAGUGCGGCAGCCCUCUGGGCCACCCACGAGGAAGAAAUUCUUCAUACCGCUGGAGGAGGAUGAGGCUCCUCCUGCAGGGGUCAAGCCCUUAUUCAAAUCCACCCGGAGCCUGCCCACCAUGGAGACCUUGCCUCAGGCAGCCCCUCAGACAUAUGCUGAGUAUGCCAUCUCGGGACCUCCAGGAGGGGCCGGAGCGCCACAACCCCCGGGGCCUGAGCCCCUGGCAGGAGAGACUGCUAAUCAGGCCCCCAAACCAGGGGCGAAGUCCAGCAGCAUCAUUGUGAGCCCCCGCCAGAGGGGCAACCCCGUGCUGAAGUUUGUGCGUAAUGUGCCCUGGGAGUUUGGUGAUGUGCUUCCCGACUACGUGCUGGGCCAGAGCACCUGUGCCCUGUUCCUCAGCCUCCGCUACCACAACCUCCACCCAGACUACAUCCACGAGCGGCUGCAGAGCCUGGGGAAGAGCUUCGCCCUGCGGGUCCUGCUCGUCCAGGUGGACGUGAAAGAUCCUCAGCAGGCCCUCAAGGAGCUGGCCAAGAUGUGCAUCCUGGCUGACUGCACCCUAGUCCUUGCCUGGAGCCCCGAGGAGGCGGGGCGCUACCUGGAGACCUACAAGGCCUAUGAGCAGAAGCCGGCAGACCUCCUGAUGGAGAAGCUGGAGCAGGACUUCGUCUCCCGGGUCACUGAAUGUCUGACCACUGUGAAGUCAGUCAAUAAAACAGACAGCCAAACCCUCCUAACUACUUUUGGGGUAAGGAAUGACUCCCUCGUCCCAAUGGGCAUUUUGACCCCUUUGCCUUUUCAAGGACCCCCCCACACCACAACUCUUUCCUUCCACUGCUCUGCCCCCUUCUUCCCAUCCUUCCUGCCUCCCCUGCCCUCGCACAGGACCUCAGCUCCUUCCUGGGAUCUCUGAGACCCCCGAUCAGCAGGUACAGGGUAGUCUCAUGCUCCCCAUUUCUGACC
Molecule: messenger RNA, 1434 nt
Organism: Neogale vison (American mink)
Lineage: Eukaryota; Metazoa; Chordata; Mammalia; Carnivora; Mustelidae
Gene: ERCC1
Product: ERCC excision repair 1, endonuclease non-catalytic subunit
Exons: 8
Coding region: 458-1384 (308 amino acids)
Biological process (GO): meiotic mismatch repair; nucleotide-excision repair; mitotic recombination
Cellular component (GO): nucleus; ERCC4-ERCC1 complex; nucleotide-excision repair factor 1 complex
Molecular function (GO): damaged DNA binding; single-stranded DNA binding
Source: RefSeq, a predicted model, not a curated record